AUGACUGUUGUGGCUCCUAUGGAGAUCCGUGUCUUUUCCGACUUAGUGAACAAGGCUAGAGUAGUGGAAGAGUAUGCCAAGACCGUGGCAGCAUCCAAGGACACUCAUGGAGGAAAUAGUAGCAAAGGACGUGGCAAGUAUUACCAUCCGAGGGGUCAAAGCUUUAAGAGAGGAGGAUAUGCGCAUCAAGGUCCGCGAGGCUUCAAAAAGAACACUCAAGAUCCGUUUCAGCGUGGCAAAGGGAGAGGAAGUCAGAGUGGUUGUUUCAACUGUGGAUUGCCUGGUCAUAUCGCGAGGGAUUGCACUCGUGGGAAGAACCCGAACGCGGGUCAGGGUCAGCACCAGGGGCGAGUCUUUGCUGUGAAUGCCAAGGAUGCUUCCAAGGCAGAUCCAUUGAUGAGAGGUAUAUGUUUAAUUGGUGAUAAGACUUUAAUUGCAUUAUAUGAUACUGGGGCAUCGCAUUCGUUUAUUUCACUUGCUAAAGUUGAAGAACGAGGCUUGAAAGUGUCAGAGUUAGCUUUUGAUCUGCAUGUACAUACUCCACAUCAAACGGUUGUAACUAGGUCAGGGUUUAGGCAAGUAGGUUUCAAGCUUGAGGGUAGAGACUUCGUGCAUGACUUGAUCUGUUUGCCAAUGAUUGGAUUGGAGAUGAUUUUGGGGUUUGAUUGGCUGUCGAAGAAUCGGGUUUUGUUGGAUUGCUUUGAGCGGUCAAUUUGGUUUAUGUCGGAAGGAGAAAAUGGAGCAGUGGUAGCUGCAGGAUAUUAUCUAAACUCUGUUAUGAACUUAGAUCAGAUACCGGUGGUUAGAGAUUUUUCAGAAGUGUUUCCGGAAGAUAUCCCUGAGUUCCCACCUCAAAGAGAGAUUGAAUUUGCAAUUGAAAUGGUGCCUGGAGCCAGACCAGUGUCGAUUGCGCCGUAUAGAAUGGCUCCGAUAAAGCUGGCCGAGUUAAAGACUCAGUUGAAAGAACUUCUGAACAAGAAGUUCAUUCGACCGAGUGUAUCACCGUGGGGAGUGCCAAUUUUAUUGGUGAAGAAGAAAGAUGGAGGAAUGCGUUUGUGCGUGGAUUACCAAUAG
Arachis stenosperma is the source of this 1074-nucleotide messenger RNA. RefSeq lists its product as uncharacterized. NCBI's taxonomy places the organism in Eukaryota, Viridiplantae, Streptophyta, Magnoliopsida, Fabales, Fabaceae. Gene Ontology annotation, molecular function: zinc ion binding; nucleic acid binding. The transcript is spliced from 2 exons. The coding region runs from base 1 to 1074 and encodes 357 amino acids. The record is from RefSeq and is a predicted model, not a curated record.